Molecule: messenger RNA, 2608 nt
Organism: Caenorhabditis angaria
Lineage: Eukaryota; Metazoa; Nematoda; Chromadorea; Rhabditida; Rhabditidae
Source: the annotation of a GenBank genome assembly
AUGAAUGUUGGAGAUCAGAGCAAAAGGUUGCUGUCUUCUUCUUCUAGUUCAACUGGAGGAGGAAAAGAGUCCGCAGAAACAAAAGAAGAAAGAGGAGGACAUCUUUCGGCUCAACCUUUUAUCAACAACUGCUAUUCGGAAAUGUGCAUGUCGUCCGCACAAGUUGGUAUGUUCUUUUUGAAUUUUUUUUGAGUUAUUUAGAAAUUUUCAAGAAUUUAAGGAAUAGUUAGAGUAUUGAAAAAUAACUUUGAAAUUCCCUAAAGUUUUUAGUUAAACUAAAAUGAUUUAAAAUGUAAGUUUUGCUCUUACCGGAAGUUUCAUUGAGCCAAAAACUACUGAAAAACUUUUUUGUCAGUAAUUUUUGUGUUCGUCCUCCGAUUUUUGAAGACAUUUUAGGUUAUUUCUAGCCACCUAUGAAAAUGUUUUCAUUUUUUGUCAUUUUUAAACCUUUUCUUCUCCUUUCCUCAAAAACAGGAGAAAACAGGGGAUCAUAGUUGAUUUAUGUGUGUUCGAUGUGAAAUGACGUGCACUUUAAAAACAAAACAUAAAAAAAGAGCACACUACAAAAAAGCUUGUCACUUUCAUCGUUUUCCUUAAUUUAUGUUUAUUUUUAGCUCCUAGUGUUGAGAAGCACAAAAUAUCAUGGAUAAUUGCUGCAAUUUUCAUUGUCGCCGAUAUGGUUGGAGGAGGUGUUGUUGCGAUGCCAGUUGCAUUCAAAAAAUCUGGAAUGACAAUGGGAAUUAUAAUUAUGUUGGUGAUUGCGGUUAGUUUUGAGUAUACUGGUUAUCUUCUCGGAAAAGUUUGGAAUAAAUUGAUGGAGAGAAAUCCACAUAUUGGAGUUUGUCGAAAACCAUUUCCAGAAAUGGCUAAGAGAACAAUGGGACCUUUUAUGCAGUGAGUUUGGACAAAUUGAUAACAUAUCCUGAAAUAAUUAUUGUAGGCGGUUCACUUCUGUUCUUGGAAACAUCACAUUAUUUGGAAUUUCAAUUGUUUAUCUUCUCCUUUCUUCAAACAUUAUUCAUUAUUUUAUAUCAAAUGUCCUGGAUUUGGAAAAUAUUUCAAUUUGUUUGGUUAUUUUCGGAUUGGCGGUUGCUAUUUGGCCAUUCACAAUGUUAGCCAGUCCUGGAGAAUUUUGGUAAUUUGUGAGACUUUUGAUGAUACCUGAUAUAAAGCAAUUUUCAGGGUUGUAAUCGUAUUUGCAAUGCUUACAACUGUUGUUGCUGUUGGAUCAAUUUUGAGUGGAAUUGCAAUCGAUGCCGAUUUAUGUUUCCCUCAUGCAAAAUAUCCAGAUAUUAAUCCAGAAGAUGUAUUUUUAUCACUCGGAAUCUUCCUUUUCGCAUUUUCUGGUCAUUAUGUUUUCCCAACAAUUCAACACGAUAUGAAAGAGCCAAGAGAAUUCACAAAAUCAGUUUUUGUUGGAUUUGUUGGUGUAAUUCUUUUAUAUCUUCCACUUUGCAUUUUCGCUUUUUCUGUUUAUGGAAAUUCAAUGGACAAUUCGGUUAUCUACAGUAUCCAAACACCAUCUCUUCAGGUAAUCUUUUUUUUGAGGUAAAUAAUGCACACUUUAAUUAUUUCCCAGCUUCUUGCCAAUUUGAUGAUUGCAUUCCAUUGUAUAAUGACUCUUGUAAUUGUUAUCAAUCCAUUAAAUCAAGAAGUUGAACAUUAUUUGAAUAUUUCACAUUCAUUUGGACCAGGAAGAUUAAUCACAAGAAGUGUUGUUUUGAUGUUGGUUCUAUUCAUUGCUUUAACUGUUCCAGACUUUGGACCAGUUAUGAAUCUUGUUGGUUAGUGAAUUUGAAAUUUUUGAGAUAAAUAAAAUUGUAACUUUUAAAGGAUCAUCAACAAUUCCAAUGGGUUGUGCUGUUUUGCCAUCUUUGUUCUAUUUAUAUAAUGAAGCAGCUACCGAAGAAGAGUGGAGAAAAAAUAAAAUUCCCACAUUCAAACAGUUCGUUUCUAUUCUCAAAAAUGCUUAAAUGGACCAAUAAUUAAUUUUUGCAGAGUUCUUCAACGAACUGACAAAACAAUUUUGAUUGUUAAUGUUUUAAUCAUUUUAACUUCACUCGUUGGUGGAGCAAUGGGAACAUAUCAAGCUAUUGUAAAGUUGAAUGAGGCACAAUUUAGUGCACCGUGUUAUGUUCGACUUUUUAAUGAUCAACAAUAUGGAAACACAUUCCAAGUUAAAAAUAUGUGGGUUCAAAAUAUUUAUUUUCUUAAAAAUAAUGGAGAAUUUUCAGAUGUUGUGGUGCACUUGGAAAUAUAUCUCGAUUCAAUUCAACCUCGUGUUCUGCAAUAACCAAUAUCUAAACAUUGUCACGAGCAGAAAAUAUUUAAAGGGUUGGUGCUUUCCUGGUGAAAAAAUUGUCUGCAAAAAGGCGUCACAGUGUUGUGUUCAAAGUUGUGUGCAAACACACACACGAAAAUUCAAAAACAAGUUGUGCGCUAGAGCGCAUUUACAUGUUUUAUUUCGUAGGUUUUAACUCGCUUGUGUUUUUGAGGAAAAACAUGGGCUGAAUUGAUACUAGAUUUUUUCUAAAACUGGGACCUUCCAGGAGCACCUUAUUCCUAUCUGAACCAAGCAAGAUUCCCUGGCGGAGCACCAACCCUUUAA